Emiliania huxleyi CCMP1516 is the source of this 585-nucleotide messenger RNA. RefSeq lists its product as hypothetical. Lineage: Eukaryota; Haptophyta; Isochrysidales; Noelaerhabdaceae. The transcript is spliced from 2 exons. The record is from RefSeq and is a predicted model, not a curated record. The annotation marks the transcript as partial.
CAGUCGCCAUCGGCGAAGCGCUGCAACUGCGCGGCGGCGGCUGUAUGCCGCGUGCCGCUGUCCAGAGGGCGCCCUCGCCACGCCUGACCUCCGACGACGACCUGAUGGCUUCGCUGCGAUCGCGCCUGCAGACCGACCACAAGAGCGCGCUGCGUCCGCUCGGCCCGGACGAGGUCGGCGCGGACCAGAUGGGACCCGCCGAUGUGAUUGACUACGUGAUGCGCUCCAUUGCGCAGGAUCCAGAGGCGGGGCUUCGGGUGCUGCUCGGCUUCGCGGUGUCAGACCAGGACAGCUCGGGGUGCAUCGACUCGCUCGGCCAGCUUCAGCCCGGCAGCUUCGGCUCGCCGGCGGAGCUCCGCGAAUUCCUCGCCGCUGACGCCACGGGGGUGGGGUACGAGACUCUCACCGCGCUCGAGGAGUGGAAGGCGAUGGGCCCACCCGACAUGUCGAACCUCAGCCGCAGCGCGGCCCAGAAGCUGCUCGUCCGGCGCGACGGAGCCAACUGGCGCGACCUCUUCGUCAACCUCGUCCUCGCGCCGGCCGCGGUGGGCGAGGCGACGGUGCCGCGGUGGCUAGUGACGACCA